AUGUCGACUUCACUCCGUACACUAACAUCAACAACACGUCUCGCGACAUCCACAACACGUCUCGCGACAUCAACAACGCGCCCGAUCCGGACAUCAUGUUCAAGAUGGCAGGCUCGACGAGCAUUUGCCGCCUCUGCACGGCCGCAGCUCGCGGUCUCAGAGAUGGCUGAACGCGAUUUGGCCUCUUUGAAGAUCGACCAAGGCCGACUGAUGAACGACAUCCACUCGACAUCAGAAUGGGGAAAGGGAGAACGAUGGGGAGAUGGCGAUACAGAAAUUGGCAUGUCUCGCCUGAGUCUUUCCGAUGCGGACAAGAAGGCACGAGAUUGGUUUGCAGAGACAACGAAGGCUUUGGGAUGCAAAGUCACGGUCGACGCAAUGGGAAACCAGUUCGCUGUCAGGCCUGGGUUGGAGAGGGGUUAUCCUGUCUACGCUGGCUCGCACCUGGACACACAGCCGACUGGAGGCAGAUAUGAUGGUAUUCUCGGUGUCUGUGCUGGUGUAGAAAUGCUCAAGACCCUCAACGACAACUGGGUGGAGACUGCCUACCCCGUCGGCGUGGUAAAUUGGACGAACGAAGAAGGCGCUCGCUUCCCAAAAUCAAUGGUAUCUUCAGGCGUAUGGGCAGGGUCGAUUCCUAUAGAAGACGCGCACAACCUGAAGUCAGUCAUUCCAGCCAACGACACAGCAACCAUGAAGUCCGAGCUCGAACGCAUUGGCUACCUGGGCAAGACUCCUGCGUCACACAAGAAUACUCCUAUGGCCGCACACUUUGAACUGCACAUCGAACAAGGUCCCAUCCUUGAAGCGGAGAACCGUCGCAUUGGCGUAGUCGAAGGCGUUCAAUCUUACAAAUGGUUCACGCUGACCGUUCACGGCCUCGACAGCCACACCGGCGCCACAAGCUUCCAACACCGCGCAGACUCUCUCUUAACAGCCUCGAAAAUGAUCGUCGCCAGCCACAAGAUCGCACACAAGCACCAUGCUCUUGCCAGCACCGGCAUCUUGAAUCUUGAACCGGGCAGUACAAAUACCGUCCCUGGCUUCGUGCAGUUUAGCCUCGACAUCCGCUCCCCUCAUGACAGUACUGUUGAGACAGUCGAAGCUGAAUGCCGCGAAGCAUUCUCCGCCAUCGCCGCCGGCAAAGACGACUUCGGCACCGCGUCCAGCUCACGCCACUGCACAGUCGAAUGGCGCACAGACUUUACCAGUCCCGCUACGCACUUUUCUACCGAUUGCAUUUCUUGUGUGAAAGGUGCCGGCGCAGCAUUGUGCGGUGUCAACGCUCGAGGCGAGCAUGAGCUGGGCGCUGGCCAUGUAGAGGGCAAGAAUAUUGGCAGCUGGGGAAAGUUGAUGACGAGUGGAGCUGGACAUGAUAGUGUUUAUGCGAGUAAGCAUUGUCCGACCAGUAUGAUUUUUGUGCCUUGUCGAGAGGGAGUAAGUCAUAAUCCGCGGGAAUUCAGCACACCAGAGCAGUGCGGAGAUGGAGCCAAUGUGUUGAUGGGUGCGGUCUUGAGGUUUGAUAAGAUGAGGCAUCAGAGAGGAGGAUGA
Fulvia fulva is the source of this 1551-nucleotide messenger RNA. RefSeq names its product N-carbamoyl-L-amino-acid hydrolase. Gene Ontology annotation, molecular function: hydrolase activity, acting on carbon-nitrogen (but not peptide) bonds, in linear amidines. Lineage: Eukaryota; Fungi; Ascomycota; Dothideomycetes; Mycosphaerellales; Mycosphaerellaceae. The record is from RefSeq and is a predicted model, not a curated record. Bases 1 to 1551 code for a protein of 516 amino acids. The transcript has 3 exons.